AUGGGUUGGCAGAAGACUUUCACUCUCGCCCGCCGCAGCAAGGGCUGCCAUCUUGUCACCGAAGAGAUUGUCACCCAGAUUCAGCCUGGUCUCCACGACGUUCAGAUCGGAAUCCUCUACUUGUUCAUACAGCACACGUCGGCUGCGCUCACGAUCAACGAGAACUUUGAUCCUGAUGUUCGGCGAGACAUGGACAUGGCUUUAGACAACAUCGUUCCCGAGAGCCUCAAUUGGCGGCACACCGAUGAAGGCCCUGAUGUGUCCCAUACGAAGACGAGCCUUGUGGGUGCGUCACUGUGCAUUCCUGUGACCAAUGGCCGUCUGAACCUCGGUACAUGGCAAGGUAUUUACCUCACGGAGUUCAGACACGCACCCCACAGUCGCCGGGUGGUGGCGACUAUUCUGUGCGUCGAGCUCUCUGCAUACCCUAGUAACGAGCUCGCUUAUCGGCGUCCCUGCAGUUUCUAG
Molecule: messenger RNA, 468 nt
Organism: Epithele typhae
Lineage: Eukaryota; Fungi; Basidiomycota; Agaricomycetes; Polyporales; Epitheliaceae
Exons: 7
Coding region: 1-468 (155 amino acids)
Source: RefSeq, a predicted model, not a curated record